This is a messenger RNA of Aspergillus campestris IBT 28561, 555 nucleotides long. Its product is annotated as non-canonical purine NTP pyrophosphatase. Gene Ontology annotation, molecular function: nucleoside triphosphate diphosphatase activity. Gene Ontology annotation, biological process: nucleoside triphosphate catabolic process. NCBI's taxonomy places the organism in Eukaryota, Fungi, Ascomycota, Eurotiomycetes, Eurotiales, Aspergillaceae. Bases 1 to 555 code for a protein of 184 amino acids. The record is from RefSeq and is a predicted model, not a curated record. The transcript has 6 exons. Gene Ontology annotation, cellular component: cytoplasm.
AUGGCCAUUACAAGUUUGAAUUUCAUCACGGGUAACCGAAAUAAACUUGCGGAGGUGAGAGCGAUUUUACAAGGCGUGGUCGAGGUUGAAAGCCAGGCAAUCGACACGCCCGAGAUACAGGGAACAAUUGAAGAAAUUGCCAAGGAGAAAUGCAGACGCGCUUCAGAAGUGGUAGGAGGCCCUGUUCUGACAGAGGACACUGCUCUUGAAUUUACUGCAAUGAAGGGACUUCCCGGUCCAUAUAUCAAAUCGUUCCUUGAUGCGCUUGGCCAUGAAGGGCUCAACAAAAUGCUUGACUCAUUCGACGAUCGAUCUGCCGAAGCUGUAUGCACCUUUGCAUUCUGUUCCGGCCCUGGCUCAGAGCCGAUACUCUUCCAAGGAAGGACUCCUGGCAUGAUUGUUCGGCCAAGAGGCCCGACAAACUUCGGCUGGGAUCCUAUUUUUGAGUACGAAGGCAAAACGUUUGCCGAAAUGACGAAAGAGGACAAGAAUAAGAUAUCCCACAGGAACAAAGCUCUUAUUAAGCUACAGCACUGGCUAAGUGAGGGAAAUUAG